This is a messenger RNA of Didymodactylos carnosus, 696 nucleotides long. The record is from the annotation of a GenBank genome assembly. NCBI's taxonomy places the organism in Eukaryota, Metazoa, Rotifera, Eurotatoria, Philodinida, Philodinidae.
AUGCUGUGUAUUUUAUAUAUUUGUAAGGAUGAAAAAGAUGUUGAUGAUGAGUCAUUGUCGAGAGUAUUAACAUAUAACGAAGUAAAAAGUAAUACUUUUGUGUUCAUGGUUGCUGGUUACGAAACAACCUCGAGCGCACUAGCCUACUGCACAUAUAUAUUAGCAAAUUAUCCAGAAGUACAAAAAAAAUUAAAACAAGAAAUUGAUCAAUAUUUCGGAGAUCAUAGCGAACAAGACCAAAAAAAAGACCUUGAUUACGAUGCUGUUAAUCGCAUGGGAUACAUGGAAAUGUUUAUUAAAGAGGUUCUAAGAAUGUAUCCUAUACCGGUGACAGGUGUGAGUCGACAAUGUAUGAAUGAAACGUCGGUGUGUGGUUAUAAAAUAACGAAAGGUUCAGUUGUACAAGCUGAUGUUUUUAGUGUACACUAUGAUCCGGAUUUAUGGGGUCCACACGAUCCCAAUGAAUUUUAUCCAGAAAGACAUGAAGAAAAACGACAUCCUUUGGCAUAUCUGCCGUUCGGCGUUGGUCCUCGUAAUUGUGUUGGUUUAAGAUUUGCGAUGAUUGAAAUGAAAAUUUUUCUGACAAGAUUAUUAAAACAGUAUACAGUUGUUAAAUGUGAUAAACUCGAAAAACAUUUUAAUAUACGAGAAAAAAUCGUACUUGCACCAGCAGAAGUUUGGAUUAAAUUACACUAA